CACAGUGCUGGGCUACACCAGCAUAAACAACCUUAACCCAUUCACAUAUACACAUCACUAACUCAACACAUGCACACCAUACAGCCAGCCUAUCUUUAACACACACACACACACACACACACACACACACACACUACAGGUGCAUUAAAGGGCAUACACACAGAUGGGCCUGACGCUGCUACUGGGCGGUCUGAUCGCGCUCGCCGCUCUGCUCAAGUGCCUCCUGGGAUUGCGGCGUUCCCACGGCAGGUUGCCGUGCCUACCACGCCUGCCGUUGCUGGGCAGCCUGCUGAGCCUGCGCUCGGAGCUGCCGCCGCACCUGCUCUUCACCCAGCUGGCGCACACCUACGGCAAGCUCUACGCACUCUACCUGGGCCCGCACCUGGCCCUGGUGGUCAACGACUACACCCACGCACGCGAGGUCCUGCUCGGCAAGGGCCGCGAGUUCGCCGGACGACCUUACAUGGUGACUACAGAGCUUCUGACUCGUGGGGGGAAGGACAUCGCCUUUGCUGACUACAGCCCAUUGUGGAGGGGUCAGCGCAAGCUGGUACAUAGUGCCUUCAGCCUCUUUGGAGAGGGGUCCAGUAAACUGCAGACCAUUGUGUUAGAAGCAGCAGACUGCCUGGUCUCAGAGCUGCUCUCCCUCGGUGCCCAGCGCGAGUGUGUGGGGAACGGUGUGUGUGAGGGUGUGUGUAGGUGUGUGUGUGUGGACCCCGCACCUGCCAUCCUCCGGGCGGUCACUAACGUGGUGUGCCGGCUGGUGUUCAGCGGCAACUACAGCGCUGGCGACCCUGAGCUCCGUGAGGUCAUGGACUACAACGACGGCAUCGUGCAGACCAUCGCCCGCGGAGCACUGGUGGACAUCUACCCCUGGCUCCAAAUUUUCCCCAAUAAAGAUUUGGAGAAACUGAAAGCGUGUGUAAAAGUAAGAGACAGCCUACUGACAACAAAACUAGAGGAACAUAAGGAAAGUCUGACCCCUGGUGAUCCCCGUGAUCUGCUGGACGCUCUGCUGGAGGGGCGGAGCUCUGGUGGGGAGAGUGGCCUAUCAGAUGACCACGUGCUCAUGACCGCCGCUGAGGUCUUUGGGGCCGGAGUGGAGACCACCUCCACCACCAUACUGUGGGCUAUCGCUUUCCUACUGCACCACCCAGAGGUGCAGGAGCGUGUGCAGGCCGAGCUUGAUGAGUGUGUGGGUGCAGAGCGGGCGCCGUUGCUAAGCGACCGGACGCAUAUGCCCGUGCUGGACAGUUUGAUGUGCGAGGUGAUGAGGAUCCGACCGGUCAGCCCACUGCUCAUCCCGCAUGUAGCCAUGCAAGACACCAGUAUCGGAGGCCACUCUGUUGCCAAGGGAACUCGUGUUCUGGUGAACAUGUGGGCCAUCCACCAUGACCCUCAGGAGUGGGACCAGCCAGACAGCUUUAGGCCAGAGCGUUUCCUUGACGACUCAGGCCAGAGGGUGAAUCCGCCGUCCUUCCUGCCCUUUGGGGCGGGGCCCCGGGUGUGUGUUGGCGAAUCGCUGGCCAGGAUGGAGCUCUUCCUGUUUCUGUCCCGUGUGCUGCAGCGCUGUCGCCUUACCGUCCCUCAUGGGGGUUCCCUGCCAGACCUGCAGGGGCGCUACGGAGUUGUUCUGCAACCACCAAAGUACACAGUCACCAUCAAAGCCCGGACCUGACCCUAAUUGAGUGUGUGUGUGUGUGUGUGUGUGUGUGUGUGUGUGUGUGUGUGUGUGUGUAUUUGUGCAGUAUUUUUGUGCACAUGUUAAAGUGUAACUCCGGUGAAAAAUUGACCCCAUGAUCUUUUUCUGCAUUAAAACACAUCAAAUAAGCCGUGGAGACAGUACGUUGUUCUGGUGUACAACGGUGUACGUUAGCCACAAAUUGCAAACAGCAGAUUAGCUAAGGGUGGUGAACUAAAAGAUUCUGAAAUGGCAUUUUUUAACCAGUAAUAUUGUUAGCAAACCCUGAGCAAACCUUGUCAGUAGCUUGCUCAGGGUCUCUACACAUAAAAUUAAGCACUGACAACGUACAUAGCAAACCUGGAGUUUAUUAUAGCCUAGAAGACUGUUACGAACAUGAGGCUAUAAGGAUUGAGAACAUGAUGUAUUCCCAAUGGAAAACGCAAAGCAUUUUGGGAAUUUGCAGCACAAAUUUAGGUAGUUUUACUGACUUUGCGGGAAGAACGCAGUGCAGUGUUCAAGAUGCCGUUUACCUGCUGUGUUAUAAACUGCAAAAGAGUGGCGUGAAGCUUAUCUUUUCUCGUUUUUCAGCAUGGAAAAAUAAAAGUACACUCCAUGUUUCAGAGGUGAUAAAAAGGCGAGGAAUGGCAGCAGCACUAAGGAAGAACAAGAUUAUGUUUUGUUUUUCACACUAUUUUUCACGCUAAGUUUUCAUUAUUUUCAUGCCAGACCAUCGACCCAGAACACUAGCCUGAUGUAAACUCAUGUAAGCUGGCCAAACACACUCACAUUUCUUUGCGUUUUAAUGACGUUGCCGCCUAUUUGGUCACAUCUUAGUGAUCUCUAUAACGAUUUGAGGCUAUAAGGUACGCCGGUGGAAGCUCUGUUGUGCUUGAUCAACGAAAAACAUGGUGUCUACAGCUUAUUUGAUGUGUUUUCAUGCAGAAUAAGAACAUGUCAAUUUUCGCCAGAGUUACACUUUAAUAUAUCUGAUAAAUGACAGUCGUACUACCAGCAACUAGUAUUAGUGAACAUUUUUUUAAGCAUCAGCAGGAUACAGGAUAGACAUUCGGUUAAUUAAUUUCAUAAUUCAGUUAAGUUCUAACCAUGUUUCAUUUCAAUUAAACCCAGUCAUAUGUUACUGUAAUGUGGCCAGACCGGUUAUCUUUUCAUUUUAGUUGAUUUAUCUUAUCUUCUUAUCAGAUUUUCAUCCAUUCAGAAUCGUUAACUAUACCUUCACUUA
Messenger RNA from Sardina pilchardus (European sardine), 2924 nucleotides. Its product is annotated as steroid 17-alpha-hydroxylase/17,20 lyase. The record is from RefSeq and is a predicted model, not a curated record. Gene Ontology annotation, molecular function: heme binding; iron ion binding; steroid 17-alpha-monooxygenase activity. The transcript is spliced from 8 exons. Gene Ontology annotation, biological process: progesterone metabolic process; hormone biosynthetic process. Bases 164 to 1678 code for a protein of 504 amino acids. NCBI's taxonomy places the organism in Eukaryota, Metazoa, Chordata, Actinopteri, Clupeiformes, Clupeidae.